Messenger RNA from Trematosphaeria pertusa, 1275 nucleotides. RefSeq names its product Thioesterase/thiol ester dehydrase-isomerase. Lineage: Eukaryota; Fungi; Ascomycota; Dothideomycetes; Pleosporales; Trematosphaeriaceae. The record is from RefSeq and is a predicted model, not a curated record. The transcript is spliced from 2 exons. Bases 119 to 1075 code for a protein of 318 amino acids.
AAAAGCGCGUUCCCGACCGCCGAUGGCCAAUGCGUCAUUCAGCCUCCGUUGACCGCAACACGACGGAGGGCCUGCUCGCUCGAAUCUGCAUCUAGUGCCUUGGAGCGGAUACGGGGCCAUGCAUUCUGUCGCAAGGUCGGCCUUUUGCAGAAGGGUGGCCCUGGCUAGGUGGAUUGUUGCGCCGUUCCGAGAGGCUUCCCGGCCGAGUAUAAAUACUACCGAGGUGGCGGUAUUUCGAGCGCAGUUCACGAGAGGACAUAUUGGACGGAGAGAGCAGAGUAGCAUUGCGGGAGCAUCACCGACCUCAGAAGCAACACCACGAACGACUCUCGACCCGCCUCCACGCCAAAAGAAACCACUGUACAUCCGCAUCCCGCUCACCAUCGCCCUUACCCUCAUUACCUUCACCUUUGGCUUCACCAUGGCCGCCGCUCCAGCCCUCUCCACCGCACAAGCGCUCCUACAGCCCCCUUCAGACGAAGAGACACUCACACUCUUCACACCCACGACCGAGGAGCUCGUCACUAUAGAGCAGCAGAUUUUCGAGCAUCCGCUUACGAAAUCGUUACUAGAGGAUGAGAAGUACAUUGCGAGCAGACCGCAUCUGAAAAUUCCGGAGCAGAUGCGGACGCAAAAUCUCACAGGUGGGACGCUUUUAGGGCCUGAUAAGAUUGCCGUCCCGCCCGUACAAUUCAGCACCGCCGACGGGACUACCUUCGUCUCCCUCCAAUACGUCGGUUCCGCUCUUUGCGGCCAUCCGGGCAUCGUGCACGGCGGUCUCCUAGCCACGCUCUUAGAUGAGGGUCUAGCGCGCUGCUGUUUCCCCGCGCUGCCGAAUAAAGUCGCCGUCACUGCUUCACUGAAGAUCGAUUACAAGGCGCCGUGUAUGGCCGGUCAGAUUGUGGUGCUGAAGGCGGAGACCACCAAGGUGGAGGGGCGGAAGGCGUGGGUUAAAGGGAGGUUGGAGACGCUGGUUGAUGAGGAGAAGGGUGAGAAGCCGGUUGUGCUGACGGAGGGGGAGGCGCUGUUUAUUGAGCCGAGGCAGGCGGCGAGUAUGAAGAGGGUCGUUACGUAGGGUUAGCGAGUGGACGAGCAUUGGGACGGCGUUUUGGAGUAUAGAGGCUUCUCUUAAGCAAACCUUCUGCCGUAUGUUGGCGGUAUGCUGUGCCAUAUGGUACGUCUAGACCCGGUGUAGAUGUUAGACUUCUACAUAAUCAGAUUCUGGUUUAGCGAACAUUACCCUUCCUAGUGGUCUUCCCCCAUCUCCAUGGACCA